Cicer arietinum (chickpea) is the source of this 1753-nucleotide messenger RNA. RefSeq names its product glutamate decarboxylase 1-like. The record is from RefSeq and is a predicted model, not a curated record. NCBI's taxonomy places the organism in Eukaryota, Viridiplantae, Streptophyta, Magnoliopsida, Fabales, Fabaceae. Gene Ontology annotation, biological process: L-glutamate catabolic process. Gene Ontology annotation, cellular component: cytosol. Gene Ontology annotation, molecular function: glutamate decarboxylase activity; pyridoxal phosphate binding.
UAUUUAUAAUUGAAGAGCUCCUAUGUUCAUCCAUCCACAACAAACAAGUUUCAUUGAUUUUGUUUCCACAAUGGUUCUCUCCAAGACCUCCUCCGAGUCCGAUGUCUCUGUCCACUCAACCUUUGCUUCUCGUUAUGUCAGAACUUCACUUCCAAGAUUCAAGAUGCCGGAGGAGUCGAUACCAAAGGAGGCAGCAUACCAAAUAAUAAACGAUGAAUUGAUGCUGGAUGGAAAUCCAAGACUGAAUCUUGCAUCAUUUGUGACAACAUGGAUGGAACCUGAAUGUGAUAAACUCAUCAUGGCUUCCGUUAACAAGAAUUAUGUUGACAUGGAUGAAUACCCUGUCACCACUGAACUCCAGAAUCGAUGUGUUAACAUGAUAGCUCAUCUUUUUAAUGCACCACUUGAAGAGACUGAGGCUGCAGUUGGUGUUGGCACUGUUGGCUCAUCAGAAGCUAUAAUGUUAGCUGGAUUGGCAUUCAAAAGAAAGUGGCAGAACAAAAGAAAACAACAGGGAAAACCUUACGACAAUCCUAACAUUGUUACUGGAGCCAAUGUUCAGGUUUGUUGGGAGAAAUUUGCAAGGUACUUUGAGGUGGAGCUGAAAGAGGUGAAACUAUGUGAAGGAUACUAUGUAAUGGAUCCUGAAAAGGCUGUGGAAUUGGUGGAUGAGAACACUAUUUGUGUAGCUGCUAUUCUUGGUUCGACAUUAAAUGGAGAGUUUGAAGAUGUGAAACGCUUAAAUGAUCUCCUAGUUGAAAAGAAUAGAGAAACUGGAUGGGAUACACCUAUUCAUGUGGAUGCAGCUAGUGGUGGAUUCAUUGCUCCAUUUAUUUAUCCAGAGCUUGAGUGGGAUUUCCGUUUACCACUUGUGAAAAGCAUCAAUGUUAGUGGUCACAAAUAUGGUCUUGUCUAUGCUGGUAUUGGUUGGGCUAUUUGGAGAAGCAAGGAAGAUUUGCCUGAUGAACUCAUCUUUCACAUCAACUAUCUUGGAGCUGAUCAACCUACUUUUACACUCAACUUCUCCAAAGGUUCAAGCCAAGUUAUUGCUCAAUACUACCAACUAAUUCGCCUUGGUUAUGAGGGGUACAAAAAUGUGAUGGAAAAUUGCAGAGACAACAUGCUAGUACUAAAAGAAGGACUGGAAAAAACAGGACGCUUCGACAUUGUGUCGAAAGACAAUGGUGUUCCUUUAGUGGCCUUCACAUUGAAGGACCACACACACUUUGAUGAAUUUCAAAUAUCGGACUUGUUGCGUCGCUUCGGAUGGAUAGUUCCGGCAUACACAAUGCCUCCAGAUGCACAACACGUAACUGUGUUACGUGUUGUCAUAAGGGAGGACUUUUCGAGGACAUUAGCGGAGCGUCUUGUGGUGGAUGUUGAGAAAGUGUUGCAUGAGCUUGAUUCACUUCCAUCAAGGAUGAUAAAUAGGAGCAGCAGCACUAGUGUUGCAGUUAAUGAAAUAGUUGUGAAAAAUGACACUGAUCAACUAGUGGCUGCUAAAAAGAGUGCUUUGGAGACACAAAGGGAAAUCACUGCUGUUUGGAAGAAGUUUGUGUUGGAGAGGAAGAAGUUGAAUGAUAAGAUGAAUGGUGUUUGUUAAAUUCAACUCUUAUCUGCCUUAAUACAUUUUUAUUUGGUUUAGGCAGUAAUUACAUUUUUAUUGAGUUAAAUCAUUUUAAACCAUUUACAUCCUUCUCUAUGUUCAGUGGUUGCAAAAAUAAAAUGGACUUGUUUUCAUAUUUAUACUUUA